Molecule: messenger RNA, 3015 nt
Organism: Xiphophorus maculatus (southern platyfish)
Lineage: Eukaryota; Metazoa; Chordata; Actinopteri; Cyprinodontiformes; Poeciliidae
Gene: tmem9
Product: transmembrane protein 9
Exons: 6
Coding region: 168-731 (187 amino acids)
Cellular component (GO): lysosomal membrane
Source: RefSeq, a predicted model, not a curated record
CCAGGAAGAGAAAAGUCACUUUAGCGGUAUCCUUCUCAAGCUGCAGCAAGCUUAAAAGCUCAACAAAAACAAACCGUUUAACAGCGCCCAAAGCGUAAGUUAAAGGAUACAGGGUCUCGAUGGUCAUCGUCCAGCAGGCUUGCAAAUAGGUUUUCUUGUUGUGGAGAAUGUCGUCUUGCCGAACAGGAUCGUGGAUGUUUGCUGCUGCCGCAGUGACAGUAUUUCUAUUGGAUACGGUUGUUUUCGCUGAAGCCAAGAGUUUUGAGGAUGUCCGCUGCAAGUGCAUCUGUCCGCCUUACAGGAACAUCUCUGGGAAUAUUUAUAACAUAAAUGUCACACAGAAAGAUUGCAACUGCCUCCAUGUUGUGGAUCCCAUGCCGGUUCCUGGCCAUGAUGUGGAAGCCUACUGUCUGCUGUGUGAGUGCAAGUAUGAGGAGCGAAGCAGCAACACCAUAAAGGUGACCAUCAUCAUCUACCUGUCUGUCGUUGGGGCUCUGCUUCUCUAUAUGCUAUUUCUGCUGCUGGUUGAUCCUCUGAUCCGCAAACACGACCCCUACACUCAGCCUCUGCACAACGAGGAAGACUCUGAGGAGAUGCGUCCUCCUGCAGACGCCGGGCUGGCCAGAGGAAACACGGUGCUGGAGCGGGUCGAGGGAGCACAGCAGCGCUGGAAGAAGCAGGUGCAGGAACAACGCAAGACAGUUUUUGACCGCCACAAGCUGCUGAGUUAAAACCUCACUGCUGAACUUCAACCGUCCUCAGUGUGACAAAUCGCUCCAGGCUCAGUACUAUUCCACCCUCACCAGCUGCACUAUUUCAAAGCUAGAUUUCAUUGAUGUGCAAUGCAAUGACUGUAUAACUUAAAAUGUUCAGACAUGUUUAUCUAACAAGCAGAUGGGUUAUAAUCUUGAAAUGUGUGAUAUGAACCCUGUAACCUGAGUUAAAAUGCAGCUGUGAAUGCUUUGCACAUUCUUAAGAGUAAAUAUAUUCUCAGUUAUUUUAAACUGCAGCAAAGCAUGAAGUUUUGAAUGUCUUUCGAAAAUAAUUUAAGUGUUUUAGUGAUCGAUGUGAUGAGUUUUCUGCCCGUAGUUCUCUUGUUGCAUGAGUUUUAAAAGUUACCUCACAAAAAAAGCACAUUGAGUUAGUUAUAAUCACAGUUCUGCGAUGAUUGCCAAAUAGCCCUUAUUUCUGAUUUGGCAUUUGUAAUUUAUUGAUCUGCUGCACUUGAGCACGUUCAGAUUUAAUUUUGAGUUUUGUAACUUACUGGUGUUUUUUAACCUCAAGCUGUGCCUUUUUUCCUAAUCUCUCUCACGUCGGGAAAAUGGAUUUUGUCAAAGCAAAACAAAGAUUUGUCUUGUAAAUAUUGGCCAUUUAUCACUUUCUGGAUGUAGCCGAGGGCAGUCAGCCAAGUGAUGCUUUAAAUUAGAAGCUUUGCAAUUGUAUGAAAACGCUAAUGUUAAAGUUGCCAUUUACAACACAAGCAUUCAUAAACGCAUUAAGGGUAAGCUCAUAACAAUUAGCCUUUCAAUGGAGUUUUAAACAAAUAAGGAAUUUGAAAACACAUUUUUCUUACACAGAGCCUUUAGAGCCACGCCUCUCUAGAACAAACAGAGCUCAAACACAAAGAAAAGAUUCAUUUAGUCAUUUUAGACAAAUUAACACAAAAAUCAAAAAAUUUGUGCUUUUACAAAGUAAACUUGCCAAGACCUUCAAAUCUUAAAUGUAUAUGUUGAACAAUUUUAGUCUGCGGUCUGUGCUGAAAUUCAAUCAUUUACGGGAGGGAUCUCACAGUUUGAAGACCAAAAGCAACGACUUAAUUUGCUGACUCUACCAGUGAUGACAGUGGUUGUGAUAGGAGAGCAAAUGUUUCAGGUGAGAAAACAUUCUUCUUACUCACAUUCUGUGUUUUGUGUCCUCUCGGACAGAGGACAUGUUCAUGGAUGAUAUUAUGAAAUAAAUAUCAGGGUAGCACUCAACCACCCCAGGUAGAGUGCUGGCCUUUCAGAACUCUAAGCUGCUGCUUUUUUUUUCUUGUUAAUGCUCAAGUGUAAUCCACAUACAGUAUGUAACAUAAUCCAACAUAACCAGCGAUCGGCAUUGUGUUCAGCUGUUUUGUGCUAAGUUUCUUGAUUUUAUGUAUCUUUCUUAAUUUUUGAGAUAGAAAUUAUGAUGACUGUAACGAGCAACACAUUCCAAACACAACUGAGAAAGAAAAUAACAUAAAAAUGGUGACGUAUACCAUUAAAAAGGUCUGUUCUUUGGUCUAAUAUCGGAAUAUAUUUUAUCUCCAGAAGUUAGUGUAGUGGAGAAAAAUUUACUUCUAAGAAGGGAAGAUGAAAUUGAGACCUUAAACCUUCAUUGGAGAAUGUUUGAAAACUGUCACCAAAGAGCUGAUUGGUGCGGCAGAAUCAGGACACCUCGUGGCUAUGAAAAGGGGAUUUUUGCUUGUGUACCAACGUUUCCCACUGGAGGAUUUUUUAUCUGUCAAAAUAAGACUCAUUUUCUCACCAACCUUUAUUUAGUUCUACCUGCUGAUGUUUUGUUGUCUGUACUUAUUUAGUUUGUAUUAAUAAUUGUUAAUGGGGUUAAUUUAAAUAUUUUUUGCCAUAAUGCUUUUUAUUUAUUAAUCAAAAAGAUUGUAAUGAUUUAGUGUUAUUGCGAGCCAAGCCACAGGAAAUAUGUUUAGUGCUGUUCAACAAUUACUUGAUAAAAAAUCUCACAACAAGCUAUUACAGCUGUCACAUUUCACUCUGCAUAUAUGGUAACUGCUGAUGUGUUAAAAAAAAAUCCUCUAUUUCAAAAAUGUUCUCCAAAUAAUGCUUAGAUAUAUUAAAGUUGUUCUGGUGGCACAUGGUGACAAAAUGCACAAUUCACUUUUGUUUUGUGUUAUUUUUCCCUUUAAUUCCUUUUUACGUUUCUGUAAUAUUAUCUCAACCCUCAUGCGGUCAUUGUUCUCAGUGUCUUCACAUUUAGCAGCUGCAAGUUCAAUAAAGGAAAACAAAACAAUUCUCUUAA